This is a messenger RNA of Aspergillus tanneri, 402 nucleotides long. RefSeq lists its product as uncharacterized. NCBI's taxonomy places the organism in Eukaryota, Fungi, Ascomycota, Eurotiomycetes, Eurotiales, Aspergillaceae. The transcript has 2 exons. The record is from RefSeq and is a predicted model, not a curated record. Bases 1 to 402 code for a protein of 133 amino acids. Gene Ontology annotation, molecular function: heme binding; oxidoreductase activity, acting on paired donors, with incorporation or reduction of molecular oxygen; iron ion binding.
AUGAACACUGAUUCCACUGCACAGAUGCUCUCUGAUAAGAUCAUUGGGAUAAAUGUGAAUCUUGAUCUGCUGAAUCAGUAUUUGCACCUUAUUGUCUAUCAUGCAUUGAUUAGCCUAGAGGAGCUUGAUACUUCCAUCCCUUCCCAUGCAAGUCUCUUGGAGGCAGCCGUAUCAAUGGUCAUUGUGCGAACGGAUACAACAGCUGCAACACUUGCACUUGGCACAUAUCAAGUCCUGUGCAAACCAGAUAUUUAUACAAAACUCAAAGAGAAGCUUCUGAAUGCAUGGCCAGACUUUGAGCAACGACCUAGAGCGGCCGACUUGGAAAGGCUUCCUUACUUGACCGCCGUCAUCAAGGAGGCUCUUCGAAUGGCUCCUACGACCAUAUUAGAAACUCCGUGA